AUGAAGAAGAGGAGAAGAGAAGAAGAGCUAAGAAAGGAGAUUGCGAGAACUACGGAUGAAACGAAGCAGUUGGAUCUGGUUAAUGAAUUAGGAGACCUAUACAGACUUGAUGGCGAUUUAGAAGCAGCUCGAAAUUCUUACAAAAAAGCUGUUCAACUGGCCACCGGUCUCCGAAACUACCUGGACCUUUCCUUCGCCUAUCGAGCAUUGUCUGAAAUUUGUGCGGAAGAAGGAAAGAAGCGUUGGAGUAUGCGUCGCUUUUCCGACAGACAGCGCAGCAGAGCGGCAGCCAUUCACAGAUCCAACUUCUCAUUGCAUGUUACUGGAUGGGUAUACGAGAAAUUGAACAUGCAGCAGUCACACAAUACAGCUGAUCUCGAGGAGGCACUAUCAUGGUGUUUGAAGAGCGUAGACUACAUCAAGAAAUUCGGGCACAGAAUCGACACUGAUAAAAAAGCCGUCAGAGUGGGUGGCGAUUCUGCCAGGAGAAAAGCAGGUCUGGAACGGCUGUGUUCAGGCCUUUGUGCGAAUCUGCAACGUAAAAGUGAAGCCGAAAAAUAUUGGAAUUCUGCAUAUUCGUACGCGAAAAGAACUCACGACGCAGAUUUGGAGUAUCAACUUUUACUUGCUCGAAUAGAUUUUUCUUGGGAAUCGCCGGUUAAUAAUGCUCAAAGGCUUGUUAAUUUUGCUCCUACAAAAAAGAAA
Molecule: messenger RNA, 705 nt
Organism: Cooperia oncophora
Lineage: Eukaryota; Metazoa; Nematoda; Chromadorea; Rhabditida; Trichostrongylidae
Source: the annotation of a GenBank genome assembly